UCCCCUGAAAAGAUGCUGCAGAAUGUGCAAAUCUCAAAAUACAGUCAGUAUGAUUCUACGAAUUUCUGCAUCAUGGUAAAGACGCAAAAGCCUCCAAAUGAAUGCAUUAACUAGCAAUAUCCAUCAUAUUUGAGAAGAAGCCAGAUUCUGCAGGAUGUUGAUAAUUGACAAGAAUAUGUCGAACUGUCAAAUGUAUUGUGUCUAUAAUCCAAUUAUUAAAUAACAUUUCAUAUCAUGAAGAACCACAAUAUGGAAAAUAUAGUACAAAAACCUGGGACUAUUUCUCAGAAGGAAAUGUCAACCUAUAUCCAUAGCAGAAAUACAAAGGAUUAUGAAGAAUUCAUUAGUGGCUGGGGAGCAGCCUUCGUAAAUAUUGGGUUUACAUUCCCCAUUAAUAAAGUGAUGUUUCGACAGCAGCUGCAUGGUGUGAGAGUUUGCAAGGCUGUAGGGCAGUUACAGAAAGAAGGCAUCCGUCAUUUGUAUCGGGGAUUGUUGUCCCCUUUGCUUCAGAAAACUACCUCACUUUCGCUUAUGUUUGGAUCCUAUUAUAAAAUUCAACAUUAUUUGACAGUUGAACAUCCAUCUUUACCGCUCCAUGGAGUUCGUAUUUUUUCAGCAUUAACUGCAGGAACCUUAGAAGCAGUGUUGUGUCCUUUUGAAAGAAUUCAAGUUUUAAUGCAAGAUCGCCAGUAUAAAGAUCGUUUUGACAAUACCGCUCAUGCUUUUAAAGAGGUACGUAAAUAUGGAUUCAGGGAAUAUUUUCGUGGAUUAUCAGCAGUUUUACUAAGAAAUGGACCAAGCAAUGUACCGUUUUUCCUCUUUAGAGAUUACGCCAUGGAAAAUUUGCCAAGAGUUGAUUCCCAAGCUGAUAGAAUAUCUCAGGACUUUUUCUGUGGUGCUGUUUUAGGUGCAUCUUUGAGUACUAUAUUUUAUCCCGUCAAUGUAGUGAAGGUUAAGAUGCAAUGUAAACUUAGUGGUGAAUUUGACAGCUUUUGGAAAGUUUCCAAACAAGUAUGGAUUGAAAGAGACAGAAAACUUAAGAAAUUGUUUAGAGGUGUACACAUAAAUUUUACCAGAUCGUUUAUAUCAUGGGGUAUUAUAAAUGCAACUUAUGAAUUUUUAAUGAGAAAUAUGUUUGGUAGUAAUACAAGGCUUGCAGAUUCCAAAUCAUAAUAUAGUUUGGUGUAAAUAUUACUGAAUAAAUUACACCUGACCAUGUACAGGUAAAAUGCACUACAUAUUUUUUGUAGGAAGUGGUAACAUACAAAUUACUACUUAGUGUAAUCAGAAAUAUAGUAUUACUCGUAUAUAUAUUAAAUAUAGCUAGAGAAAUAAUUUAAUGAAACAUUUAUAGAAGUUGAUAAUUCUUUGGGAGAACAUUAUUUAGAAUAAAUGCUUUGCUAGUUUGUGGAAAGUGAAAUUGGCAGUAUCCAUUUUGUGUGUGAAAUUUGGUUGCUUUGCAAUUGUAUUCAGAUGAUUAUCUCCCUCUGCAAAUUUUUUUAUUCAUUGAAAAGCCCUGAAAGUAAAAAAUUGUAGUGUAAAUUUUACUUAUCUUAAAUA
Mytilus californianus (California mussel) is the source of this 1560-nucleotide messenger RNA. Its product is annotated as mitochondrial nicotinamide adenine dinucleotide transporter SLC25A51-like. The transcript is spliced from 2 exons. Lineage: Eukaryota; Metazoa; Mollusca; Bivalvia; Mytilida; Mytilidae. The record is from RefSeq and is a predicted model, not a curated record. Bases 235 to 1173 code for a protein of 312 amino acids.